AAUGCAGAAAGUAKGGCUAUCAAUGUUURCAUUGAAAAUACARCAAAAGUUCACAAAAAUAUUGCGAAAUCUGGAUGAGAAGAAGUCUAUAACUAUUUCUUAGCAUUUUUAUUAAUUGAUAAGAUGAAGAACGGUUUGCGUGACUCGAUUUCAUUGACAAUUGAAUCACUUGAUAUUUCGAACAUCAUUGAGCUUACUACAUAGUACCACGUUACACACCGCUUUCAAUACAAGAUGCAGAGCUCCGAAGGAGUAAAAAAUCUAUUACAAGAUCAGCAUUUACUGAACAGAACUCGACCUUCAACAGCAGUUGGUUUAAGGACAAGAAAAACAAGACCUUCACGACCAAUUUCAGCUCCACCAUCCAGACCACCAUGGAGAAACCCAAACUCACCAGAAWCUAAYCGACGAAGGAAAUUUAACGUCAGUUUAUAUCACUCGCCAUUUGAAAGCUCUGUCAGUAGAAAGGCACCAUAUGCUUCCAGGCCAAAGGCUACUAGUGGRUCUACAACAUUUCCAGGAAGAGAGUUUUCUUCUCCRGGUUACAACUCCUUAAGUGAUCCUCAUUUGAAUGGCUUUUUUACCAGGAAGUUUGGUUUUGGUGGUGAAGGAGAAAGUCCUGCAAGAAGAAAGGUCAAGUACUCUGCAAGUGGUCAACUGAAGAAACAAGGUGCCAAUGUGUUAUAUAAAGUGUUGGUCAAAACUGGAAGUAAGAGGAAUUGUGGUACAGAUGCCAAGGUAUUUUGUGAGUUUUGUGGUGUUCAUGGCAAAUUCCGUCGUCAGCUAACCCAUCAAGUAGAAGCUGGAGUCCCUGCYGCAUUUGUUGCAACACUMCCACCUUUUGAGUUUUCACCUGGUGCAAAAGACAUGUUUAACAUCAAAGGACCUGAUAUUGGAGAGAUGAGGCACAUUAUUAUUGAGCAUGACGGUAAAGACAGAAAGCAAGGCUGGUUCUUAGAGGAAGUWACUGUACUGAACAAUAGAUCAGAGCAGAAAUGGUCAUUUCCAUGUAACCAAUGGCUAUCAUUGUAUGAACAUGAUUGUGCUGUUAGCAGAAAACUGAAAGCAGUUGUUCACAGGAAGSCAAUAAGAACAGUUUAUGUUAUUGAGGUGGAGACUGGGGACAAGGCUGGUGCAGGCACUGAUGCCCAUGUAUUUAUUACCUUGUUUGGUAAAAAUGGAAAAACUCCCAAAACCCAGCUUAUUAACAGGAAUGAAGAUACAUUUGAAAGAAAAAGGACUGAUGUGUUUAAAAUCAAGAUCACUGAAUUGGGGCCUCUCUCCAAGCUAAUAGUUGAGCAUGACAAUUUUGGUUUUUCUGCUGGCUGGUACCUUAAUAAAAUAACCGUUUAUGAGCGCGAGAAUCCAGAUAAAAAGUACUAUUUUCCAUGCUACCAAUGGCUGGCAACUGAUGAAGGUGAUGGACGAAUUGCCAGAAACUUAACAGCUUCUACUGACCCAAAGUCAGGACGUCAAGAAUUCAUAUAUCUAGUCCAUACUUAUACUGGUGACAAACGAGGGUCUGGUACUGAUGCUAAUGUCACUAUGACCAUAUUUGGACAUGACGGUGAUUCUGGAGAACAUAAGCUUGACAAUGCCAGAAAUAARUUUGAACGUUCAAAGAAAGACACUUUCAAAGUUAGUAGUGGGGCAUAUCUUGGGGAUCUUACCAAAAUACGCAUUGGUCAUGAUAACUCUGGCCUUGGCCCUGGAUGGUUCCUGGAAAAGGUUACUGUAGAGGAUUCUAAAACUGGUCAGCUGUAUGAUUUUAUGUGCCGUCGAUGGCUAUCAAGGACUGAAGAUGAUGGACAGAUAACAAGGGAAUUGGUAUUAAAGGGAUUAGAUGACAUGGCUGUUGAUGCCGGUAUUCCAUAUGAAAUCUCCAUAACAACAGGUGAUAUACGUAAUGCRGGUACAGAUGCCCGUGUAUAUGUAAUAAUGCAUGGAGGUGAAGAUGGAGAAGAAAACAGUGGAAAAAUAUGGCUUGAUAAUGGUGAUAAAGAUAACUURAAGCGUGGACGCACAGACAUUUUUAAAGUGGAGACAACAAACUUGCUAAGUCCUUUGCAUCAUUUGACUUUGGGCCAUGAUAAUUCAGGCUUGGGCUCUGGAUUUUACUGUGAAAAGGUUGUUGUUGAUUGUCCAAGCAGUGGUUACCAACAAGUGUUUCURUGUCAAAAAUGGCUGGCAGAUGAUGAGGAUGAUAAUCUUAURGAACGUGAUUUGUAUGAAUCUGAAGACAUGAGAAUCAUCCGUGGUGAAAAGGAAGUAUGGAAUGUUGGUGUUUGGACGAGCGAUAAACGUGGUGCUGGCACAGAUGCCAAUGUCUUUGUCACAUUUUAUGGGAAAAAUGGUAAAAGUGAAGAAAUCCCUCUUGGAAAUCGRACUGACAACUUUGAAGAGGGCCAAAUGGACAAAUUUAAAGUUGAGCUUCCAAAGAUAGGAAAGCCUUAUAAAAUGAGAAUACAUCAUGAUAACAGCAAUGCAUUUCCAGGCUGGCAUCUAGAAAAGGUCCAAAUGCACCAUGCCAAAAGCAAUGCUAAGUAUGCUUUCAAGUGUGAUCGCUGGCUCUCAAAAGAUGAAGARGACCACCAAAUUAUUCGAGAGUUUCCAGCAACUGGUCCAAAUAUUGAACCAUUACCAGUCUAUAUAUAUCGGGUCUUUGUACAUACUGGUAAUAAACGAGGCGCUGGCACCGAUGCUGACGUAUUCAUUACCAUYUUUGGUGAGAUGGGRGACACAGGUGUAAGACCACUUCAAUCAUCGAAGGAUAACACCAAUAAAUUCGAGAGAAACCAYACUGAUGAAUUUGAAGUAGAGGCWGUUUCUUUGGGUAAACUGAAAAAGAUUCGUAUUGGACAUGAUGGAAGCGGAUCAGGAUCAGCGUGGUACCUUGAUAAAGUGGUUAUCAGUGACCCUGAAGAAGACACCAAGGUUUAUCAGUUUCCAUGUGAAAGAUGGCUUGCGAAAGAUGAAGACGAUGGACAGACAACACGUGAACUACUUUGUGGGAAAGCCAGUCUUCUUAACACUACGUCAUAUCACGUGUCAGUUCGUACGGGUGAUGUGAUUGGUGCAGGRACAGAUGCCAAUGUGUACGUCAUAUUACAAGGUGACAAAGGUGACACAGGUAAACUAAACCUAAAGCAAGCCAAUAACACAAAGAACAAGUUUGAGAGAGGAAGAACYGACCAGUUUACCCUYGAAGCCGUGGAUAUUGGAAAGAUCCAAAAGUUAUGCAUUGGUCAUGACAACAAAGGUGGUGGAGCGGCGUGGUUUUUAGAAGACGUUAUUGUUGAUAUCCCAUCCCGUGGGGAGAGGGCUGUGUUUGCAUGUCAUCGGUGGCUAGCAGAGAAAGAGGAUGAUGGAAAGAUUGAYCGAGACUUGUACCCAACUGAAAUACAAGAGACAAGCUCAAAAAUUCCAUAUGAAGUGGUUAUCCAUACUGGUGAUGUGAGAGGUGCUGGCACCAAUGCUAAUGUAAUCUUAGUAUUGUARGGAGAGAAAGGCAAAUCUGAUGAAUUUAGUUUAAGAAACAAGUCAGACAAUUUUGAAAGAAAUCAAGUUGACAAAUUUAAGGUUGAGAGCGAAGACAUUGGUCCACUCACUAAGAUACGCAUUGGGCAUGAUAAUUCAAAAAUGGGUUCCGCUUGGUUCCUUGACAAGGUUGAGAUAAGYCGAGUGAAACCAGAAGACGAAAAAAAAUCCAAAAAGAAAAAAGACGAUGAUAUCCAUUAUGACUACCUUUUUGUGUGUAACCGCUGGUUAGCGAAGGACGAGGACGACGGUCAAACAAUGAGAGAACUGGUACCCAUGGACAGCACGGGAACGAGGCCAUUAAAUGAUGCAUUGURAGAAAAUGAGUACCGUGUCCAUGUGUUCACUGGUGAUGUCUCMAGUGCUGGAACCAACUCUAAUGUGUUUCUUACAUUGUAUGGUGAACUUGGUGACUCUGGAGAACGAAAACUCGAUAAAUCAGAGACUCAUUUGGAUAAAUUUGAACGUAACAAUGAAGAUAUCUUUACUAUUCAAUGUAUCAAUCUUGGUACUCUAACUAAAGCAAAAAUCCGUCAUGACAACAGCGGUUUGAAGUCUGCUUGGAACUUYGACCGUAUUGAAACAGAGGAUAAACUUGCUGGCAAGACAACUGRUUUUCCAUGCGGUAGAUGGCUCGCGACAAGUGAYGAUGACGGUCAAAUCUGUAGAGAACUAGUSGGUGUUGAUCAAGAAGGCUUCAAGCUUGAAAGACAGCGUUCCAUGAAGAGAAGAUCAACACUGAAACGAAAYGARAGCGAUGUGUCCAUWGUUGAUGGCGUUGAUCUUGAGAGCAAYGCACGAACCACGACCUAUGAGGUAACCACGGUAACGGGUGACGUCAGAGGUGCWGGRACUGAUGCUAACGUGUACAUUAUGCUGUAUGGAACAGAAGGCGAUACAGGKAAAAUCCCUUUAAAGACRUCACAYUCCAACAAGAACAAAUUCGAAAGGAACCAAUCUGAUGUCUUCAACAUCGACGCCAAGGUCGGUGAGGUCAAGAAAAUCAGAAUAGGGCAUGACAAUAAAGGGGGCUUUGCAGGRUGGUUCUUGGAUAAGGUCAUCAUUAAUGUCCCUUCUCURGGKCAACAUGUGGUAUUUCCAUGUGGAKGGUGGUUUGACAAGGAUAAGGAUGAUGGAAAGCUUGAAAGAGAGCUUAACAUCUCGGAGGACUCGGCACAAGUCUAUCGACCACAUGUUCCCUACGAGAUAACUGUCUACACUAGUGAUAUGCAAGGAGCUGGUACAAGUGCCAAUGUAUUUGUUGUAUUGUGUGGUGUAGAAGGGUCAACUAAGGAUGUUAUUUUAGCUGAUACUGAUAGGAAAAAGAAAGGGACUUUUAACAGAGGCUCUGUUGAUCAGUUCGUCAAAGAGUUGGAUGACAUUGGACCUGUCAUCGAAAAAAUUCGUAUUGGRCACGAUAACAAGGGAUUUACACCYGGUUGGCAUCUAGAAAAGGUAGACGUAAGACGUCUUUCUGACGAAGAUGGCAGCUCCACUACCCAUACUUUCCCAUGUAACAACUGGCUUGCUAAAGACGAGGGGGAUGGUGCCAUUGUCCGUGAGCUGGUACCCCAGAAGGUUGUGGAGGAGACGGUUUGUGAAGAUGGUGAAGUAGAAACAAAGGAAGUGGACCAYUAUACUCUUGAAAUGAAAAAGUACGAGGUUCACGUGUUCACUGGUGACGUCAAGAAGGGCGGGACUGAUGCCAAUGUGUUCAUUACCAUAUUUGGAGAGUAUGGUGACUCGGGAGAACGACAGUUGGCAAAGUCAUCAACGUACUCUGAUAAGUUUGAACGAGGACAUGAAGACAUCUUCAACCUUGACGCAGCAGAUCUGGGCAAUAUACAUAAAAUCAAACUUCGUCAUGAUAACAAGAACUUAAACGCUUCGUGGUUUGUAAACCGCGUUGAAAUCCGUGACCUUGAUACGGAUAAACUAUUCCCAUUUAUUAUCGAGCGAUGGUUGUCCAAGAAGAAAGAAGAUCAAAAGAUUGAAAGAUCGUUUUACGUCAAAGGAUAUGAGGGUGACCGCACAACACUAGGAACUCUUAGUGUACGAUCACUGGGACGUGAUAGUCGAACGUCUUCGCCUACCGGAAGUCCUCGCAGUACUAGAAGGCGCUCUUUUAAGGGGAGCGAAGARAACCUUAGCAUAAAGGCACCUAUAAGGAGUGAGACCGCUGAUGCMGCUUUUGCAAAGGAGUUUGGGAAAAAGGACGAGGAUGCGGUGAUCACUGAUACACCAAGCAUACCCUAUACAGUGAGAGUAACUACAGCCGAACAGACUGAUUCCGGUACAGAUGCUAAGGCUUAUGUAGUUCUAAUAGGAGAYAAAGGUGCUUCAGAAAAGAUACCCAUUAAUCUCGCUCAGAAAGACAGCUUUAAACCUGGAAUAACAGAAACGUUUUCUGUUGAAUCUGUUGAUGUUGGCAAGAURAGCAAAUUGGAAAUAGGGCAUGAUGGGUAUGGACCAUCAUCAGGUUGGCAGGUGAAGGACAUAGAGGUUGAUGUCCCUACUGAAGGAACCAAGUAUUUCUUUCCUUGUAAUCGAUGGCUAUCACGUGAUAAGGACGAUGGUAAAACUAACAGAAUAUUAUCAACAAGUGGRGAUAAAGUUGUGACGUAUAAACCACACGUACGCUAUGAAAUGAGUGUCUACACGGGUGAUGUUGAAUCAGCUGGCACAGACUCCAAGAUCUCGUUCAUUCUGUUUGGUACCGAGGGCUCCACGCCUGAAAUGCCUUUAGAAAAAGACGAAUCUCGAUUUGAGCGAGCGGUCAUGGAUGUGAUUAGCAUGGAAUGUGAAGACGUUGGAAAACUAGUCAAGAUGAGAAUUAAAAUCGAUGGAAGUGGAAGCAGACCAAGCUGGUUCCUGGAAAAGAUAUUACUCAGAAAUGCCAAUACGGACAAAGUCGAUUCAUUUAUAUGUAAUCAGUGGUUAUCGAAGAGCGAAGGAAAACUGGAAGUCGAAAUUCCAUGCGAAGCUGAAAAGGGAGAGUCGAAAGCAUUGCGAAAAACAACGUAUACUAUCAAAYUCAAGACAGGCGACGUUAGUGGUGCUGGCACAGAUGCUAAUGUAUUUAUCAUUAUAUUUGGACAAUAUGGCGACUGCGGCGAACUGGCAUUGAAAAAUUCAGAYUCUUUUAAAGACAAAUUUGAACGAAAUCACACAGAUAUCUUUGUUUUCAAAAAUAUUUAUUCAUUGGGUGAGCUAUCCAAGGUACGGAUCUGGCAUGACAAUAAGUUUUUAGGAGCGAGCUGGUUUUUAGAGUCAGUUGAAGUCAUUGAUGAAUCAACCAAGGCUAGUUAUUUGUUUCCUUGCAAACGAUGGUUGUCAAAAGACAAGGACGAUAAGAGUCUUGUAAGGGAGUUAUCGUGUUCUACUGGCAGUAGAAUCAGCAUGGGAACUCAUACAGUUUACGACAUCACUAUUCUAACAAGCGACAAGCAACAGGGUGGCACUACGCAAAACGCAAGUGUCAUUCUCGAGGGGGAAAGUGGGUCAUCAAAAGAAUUACUCAUUGAAAAUAGCCCYUCAAAGAAGGUACUUCGUCGUGGACACGCAGAUAAAUUUAGCAUGAAAUCCAAACAYCUUGGACAYCUGACAAAUGUCAUUCUCAGCCACCUAAAGAAAAGAGGAGCGACGGUCAAAGYGAGUGGAAAAGAAACUGCAUGGUUUGUUCAUGAAGUCAUUGUUGAGAACGAAGAAAGUGGCAAGUUUGUGUUUCCAUGCCGACAAUGGAUACCCCUCGGUGAUAGAGACGACACUGAGAACACUGUACGUCUUGACUGUAAAACAAGCGAAAAAACUCGGCUGAAUACUUUACGAGAUCUCCAGCCUGUACAGUAUUUAAUCGAUGUCCACACAGCAGAUGUCCAAGGUGCUGGUACCGAUGCCAAUGUCCAUAUUACCAUAUAUGGCUCCAAUGGUGAUACAGGGCGGCGACCACUGACCAAGAAAUUCGUGGACUUAUUCGAACGAGGAAAGAAAGACAGUUUCAACAUGGAGGCACUGGAUUUAGGCUCSCUAGUGCGCGUGCGCAUUGAGCACGAUAACAAAGGUUUUAAAGCAGGGUGGAUGUUAGCGAAGGUCGUUGUCACGAACACUAUAUCGCAAGAAUGCGUGACUUUCCCUUGUAAUCAGUGGCUGGACAAGAAGAAAGGAGAUGGGAAGAUAUGUAGAGACUUAUUUCCACUUGCUACAUAAGAUGAAYUGCUGUUCUUUUAAUGACACGGUAAUGCGUUACUUCAAGGUAUGAAAUACGAUCGYUGUCGUGACACCAUAUGGGAGAAUGCGUGACAUUUUCUUGGUCGCGCUAUACAAACACUAUAUCGCCAAAUAAGGAAUAUCCAUUGGAUACAAGACUCAUAAAAUCUACAGAUAUAAACAAUUCUGAUYAUAGUUCUUUUAAAAGCACUAACAAAAACACACUGUAUUUAAUUUGAAUAUUUUAUAAUCAAUUUAAAAUAUUUUAUAUAUUUAUUAAACGGAAUUAAUGCAGAUAAGCAUGUAUUAAAACAAAUAAAAAGUUUAACUAUUAAAAACGAUCAGAAUAUUA
Exaiptasia diaphana is the source of this 8095-nucleotide messenger RNA. RefSeq names its product lipoxygenase homology domain-containing protein 1-like. Bases 235 to 7743 code for a protein of 2502 amino acids. The transcript is spliced from 43 exons. Lineage: Eukaryota; Metazoa; Cnidaria; Anthozoa; Actiniaria; Aiptasiidae. The record is from RefSeq and is a predicted model, not a curated record. Gene Ontology annotation, molecular function: protein binding.